AUGUCUGAAAAACCCGAUAUGGCUGAGAUUGAGAAAUUCAGUAGGUCGAAAUUGAAGACAGAAAUGCAGGAGAAAAACCCACUGCCUUCAAAAGAAAUGACUGAACAGAAGAAGCAAGCAGGCAAAUUGUAG
Messenger RNA from Phyllostomus hastatus (greater spear-nosed bat), 132 nucleotides. RefSeq names its product thymosin beta-4-like. The record is from RefSeq and is a predicted model, not a curated record. Gene Ontology annotation, cellular component: cytoplasm. Gene Ontology annotation, molecular function: actin monomer binding. Gene Ontology annotation, biological process: actin filament organization; regulation of cell migration. Lineage: Eukaryota; Metazoa; Chordata; Mammalia; Chiroptera; Phyllostomidae. The transcript has a single exon. The coding region runs from base 1 to 132 and encodes 43 amino acids.